Messenger RNA from Rhododendron vialii, 753 nucleotides. RefSeq names its product ethylene-responsive transcription factor ERF016-like. Gene Ontology annotation, biological process: regulation of DNA-templated transcription. The transcript has a single exon. The record is from RefSeq and is a predicted model, not a curated record. Gene Ontology annotation, molecular function: DNA binding; DNA-binding transcription factor activity. Lineage: Eukaryota; Viridiplantae; Streptophyta; Magnoliopsida; Ericales; Ericaceae. The coding region runs from base 278 to 568 and encodes 96 amino acids.
UCACACAUUCAAAAAAGACAAAAUUCACAUCCCAUCCACACUUUUCACAUCCCCAAAUUAAGAAUUCACACACACAAUUUACACCUAAAUUCUCUUUGCUUUCAAAGGCCAAUAGAACGUGGCCAAACUCUCUCCUCUUCAUCUCUCUCUAAGAUACUAGGGAAAAAAAUCGAACCAUAACUCACUAAAAUGGUUGGUGAGGCCGAAUGCAGAGAGAGGAGAGAGAAGGCCGAACGGCGGCGCCGGGAACCAUGACGGCCGUUACAAGGGGGUGAGGAUGAGGAAAUGGGGGAAGUGGGUGGCGGAGGUGCGGCAACCGAACAGCCGCGACAGGAUCUGGCUGGGGUCAUACCGGACAGUGGAGGAGGCUGCCCGGGCCUACGACACCGCCGCCUUCUGCCUCUGCUGGCCGUCGGCGAUGCUCAAUUUCUCGGAUUGUCCACCGGACAUUCCGGACGCGGUCGAACUGUCACGGUCACAGAUCCAGGUGGUGGCGUUGAGGCACGCGCGAAGGGCGGCGGAGGAGGAAGGGGAGUCGGGUGGUGGUGGUGCGGUGGGGACAUCGUAGGCGAGUUUUCCGGCGGCGGCGGAGGUGUUUUAUGUCGGAGAGUUUAGUGGUGGUUAAUUUGGUGGUGGCGAGUUGAUGACGGCAAGAGAUGAAGAAGGGUUUGUGGGAAGGAUAGAUGAGAGGAGAGGCGAGACUAUUGGGGGUAUUUUGAGUACCUCACUUAAAACAAGAUUUACAUGGGUAGG